CCUCAGCGGAUUCUAAAAAAAAUACUUUAUUUAGAGCUUAAUAGGAGGAGGACUCCGCCGGGAUCGGCUUUUAUGUCUGCUGCAGCGUACACGAGUUCCCAGCAAUCCAGAAUUCGAGGCGUGGUUUCUGCUGGAUUCAGAUCUAUUUGCUGCUUCAUCCUCGGCUGCUGAUCCACAAGCCUGCCUGCAAUCUCCGUGCCGUUCGCCGCCAAUCAAAGCUUUACUAGCUGUUCGUACGUCUCAGUCCCCAUGGAGACGGAGGACGGUGGGAUCCAGACGACGCCGGAUCUGCCGCAGGACAUCCUGAUGGCCAUCUUCGCCGCGUUCCAAAUCCCAGACCUGGUGCGUGCCGGCUCCGUAUGCUCCUCCUGGCGCUCCGCCUACGAAACCCUGCGCAACCUCGGGUUGUACAACCAGUCCCAGACGCCAUGCCUGCUCUACACCUCCGAGUCCGACGGCGAGAGCACCGCGCGUCUCUACAGCCUCGUGGAGAAGAAGGCCUACAGGCUGACCCUCCCGGACCCGCCCAUCCGCACCAGGUCUCUGAUCGGGUCCUCCCCUGAAGGUUUGCUGGUUACAGCCGAUGACAGGUCCGAGAUGCAUCUUCUCAACCCCAUCACAGGUCAACAGAUCGCCCUCCCGUCGGUGAUCACCAUCCGGCAGGUGAGCCCCAUCUACGACGACUCCGGCGUCCUCCGCAUGUACAGAUACUCGGCCCGCACUAGGCAUACCGUUCUCGCGCUGCCAGCAAACCUUGCUCUUAGCGAGCUGCGCCACCAACUCCAUCACAAGGCCUUUGUGUUUCCUCUUUCUCAUGACGAUGCAUCCUUAGAAGAAGCAGGAGGACACGUUGUGGUGCUGAUCCACAACCCGUCUUGCCAGCUCUCCUUUGCAAGGGCAGGGGCCGAGAGCUGGACCUGGCUGCCACCACACACCUCCUACGACGACUGCAUGUACAAGGAUGGCCUCAUGCAUGCGGUGACUUCAUGGGGAGAAAUCCAUGGCUUCGAUCUUGCCAGCCCUGCCCCUGUGGCCACCAUGAAGAUCGUUAUGGAGGGGCCAAUGACUUAUAGAUAUCUUAGUAUGUACAUCAUACAAGCCCCAUGGGGUGAUCUUCUCCAGGUUUGGAGAAAAUUUGGGGAUUGUGAUUUAGGAGAUACACCCCAGUCAUCUGUGUUUUGGACUACGGGCAAAAUUAGAGUAUAUAAAGUUGAUGCCGCGGCGAACGAACUCGAGAGAACCAGUUCCUUGCGCGGCCAUGCGUUGUUCCUUGGGCAUAAUCAGUCGCUUUGUCUUCGUACCGAAGAAUACCCGUCUCUUAAGGCGAACCAUGCCUACUUCACCGACGAUUGCAAGUAUUGGACAAUGGGACUCCAGAAUAAUCGCCGUGAUAUGGGAGUUCUCAACUUGGAUGAUAACAGCAGCGAGGAACUUGUGUCUCCUCGCCUUUGGUCCAACCGUCCGGCCCCCAUAUGGAUUACACCAAAUCUCAGAGAGAUAAACUUUAAUUUGGAUAAUUAGUUUGGAGUUAUUCCUUUUGUAAGAAAAAAUAAAUCAUCUAGUUCGUUAGUAAUGGUGAUGGUUCCUCAUCUGGGUUUUACUAUAUGUACACUCCCGAAAUUUCAAAGAGAAUGCUGCAAGUUUAUUCUACUUCUUGUGUAAUUAUCUGUU
Messenger RNA from Triticum aestivum (bread wheat), 1671 nucleotides. Its product is annotated as probable F-box protein At4g22165. Gene Ontology annotation, molecular function: protein binding. The coding region runs from base 250 to 1521 and encodes 423 amino acids. The record is from RefSeq and is a predicted model, not a curated record. NCBI's taxonomy places the organism in Eukaryota, Viridiplantae, Streptophyta, Magnoliopsida, Poales, Poaceae. The transcript has a single exon.